Pseudomyrmex gracilis is the source of this 1130-nucleotide messenger RNA. RefSeq names its product deoxynucleoside kinase-like. Bases 133 to 1011 code for a protein of 292 amino acids. Gene Ontology annotation, biological process: nucleobase-containing compound metabolic process. Lineage: Eukaryota; Metazoa; Arthropoda; Insecta; Hymenoptera; Formicidae. The record is from RefSeq and is a predicted model, not a curated record. Gene Ontology annotation, molecular function: ATP binding; deoxynucleoside kinase activity. Gene Ontology annotation, cellular component: mitochondrion; cytoplasm. The transcript is spliced from 4 exons.
GUCCCGCAAUAUGGCGGCUUGUACUUUCAGCGGGAAACUCACCGAUCGAGUAAUGUCCGUUACGCUCUGCAGUUCGUUUUCAACAGUUCGUACGUGUGGUUGCGGUUGUUUUUCAAAAACGUUCAGUGUCACAUGAACAUAAAUAAGGAUAUAACAACAAAGGCAAUUAGACAAGAGAAACGUACUUUGCAGAUAACCUCAAGAAUCAGCACGUUUUGUUUGCAUAAAUUGAUAAAAGGCAGUAAAGCCGGUUUGUUUACCUACACGAUAACUGCCAUAGAGAAAAGCUGUCGUCACAUCAAUACAAUGGUCUCUUCGCAAGAACUGUACACAAAUCCAAUUACUAUAUAUAUAGAAGGAAAUAUAGGAAGUGGCAAAACAACGUUUUUAACUCACUUUCAGAAAAUUAAAGAUGCUACAAUAUUGGAAGAACCAGUAAGUCUGUGGCAAAAUGUAGCUGGAGUGAAUUUACUGGAUCUUCUGUACAAAGAUCCAGUAAAUUAUGGGUUCCUCUUUCAGUCUUAUGCUCAAUUGACUAGACUGCAGUUUCAUACCAUGAGUACACCGUCGCCUUACAAAAUCAUGGAAAGAUCCAUAUUUAGUUCAAGAAUUUUUUUAGAGAAUAUGAAGCGUACGUCCAUGAUAAGACAUAUGGAAGCUGAGAUCUUGGAACAAUGGUACAACUGGUGUAUGGAAAAUACUAAAAUAAGAGCAGACCUGAUAGUGUAUCUAAGAACGUCGCCCGAAGUUGUGUAUCAAAGAAUGCAAGCUCGCGGACGUAAGGAGGAAAAUUCUGUUUCGUUGGAAUACUUGAAGCAAAUUCACGAACUUCACGACGACUGGCUCGUGAGGCGUACUUUGUUUUCUGUACCAGCACCGGUUAUGAUUGUGGACGGUGACAAAAGUCUCGAGGAAAUGGUGCCACAAUUUGAGAAGUGCAAAGAUCGGAUACUUAGUGAGAAAAUUGAUGACACAUCAAAUACCAGAAUAGUCUUAAAUACUAAAGCGUAAUACCGGCACAUAUUUUUAAUAUUUGAUCUUAUAUAAUAUAACUUUUGUAUUUUAGACUAGUAAUUUAAAACAACUGAUGUUAAAGGUGUUGAGAAUUUAAUAGAGAAAAUAAUUUAAUU